AUGCAGCCGUCAGUCAAGGCCGUCACGCUGUCCCGGUGGUUUCUCCUGGUCGUCGGGCUCUCAUGCCCAUCGCCGAUCGAACAGGCCCGCGCCCUCACCCAUCCAAAACAGCAUGAGGAUGUGCGCCUGAAGCCCGAGAAUGCCCGCAUUAACCACCCUGUGCGCGCCGCAUUCGUGAUCCUGGCACGCAACUCUGAGCUCCACGACCUGCGUGCCACCGUGCGCCAGCUCGAGGAUCAGUUCAACCACAGGUAUCGCUACCCAUAUGUGUUUCUGAACGACGAGCCGUUCACGGACGAGUUCAAGCAGAACAUGGAAUGGGCGACGUCAGGCGACUGCCACUUUGGCCUGGUGCCCUACGAGCACUGGUCGAUCCCGCCGUGGAUCGAUCGGGUCAGGGCUCGCUGGGAAAUGCACAAGAUGGGAAACCGGGUGCCAUAUGGAGACAGCGAAAGCUACCGCAAAAUGUGCAGGUUCGAAUCAGGCUUCUUCUUCCGCCACCCGCUGCUGGACCAGUUCGACUGGUACUGGCGAGUCGAGCCUGGCGUCGAGUUCAGCUGCGCCAUUCCCUACGACCCCUUCAAAUACAUGGCCGACAACAACAAGCUGUACGGGUUCACUAUUACCUUGCGCGAGUUUCCGAUAACCGUAAAGUCCCUGUGGAGCACAACCAACGCAUUCCGCGCCGCAUAUCCCGAGUACGUCUCGCCCAACAACACCCUGUCCUGGCUGACCAACGACUCGGGCGACUACAACAUGUGCCAUUUCUGGUCAAACUUUGAGAUCGGGAGCCUCGAGUUUUUGCGCUCGGAAAAGUAUAUGGCAUAUUUCAACUUUCUGGAUCGCGCGGGCGGCUUCUUCAUGGAGCGCUGGGGGACGCACCCCCAUGUACACUAUUUCGGCGAUAUCGGGUACUACCACAAGCCAUUCCAGAACUGCCCUACCGACCCAACCUACAACGCCCAGUACUGCUUCUGCAGCGCCAACCGCUCCAUGCUCUUUAACAGCGAUUCCUGCACCAAGGACUGGCUAGCUCUGUAA
Messenger RNA from Linderina pennispora, 1041 nucleotides. RefSeq names its product glycosyltransferase family 15 protein. Gene Ontology annotation, cellular component: membrane; Golgi apparatus. Bases 1 to 1041 code for a protein of 346 amino acids. Gene Ontology annotation, molecular function: alpha-1,2-mannosyltransferase activity. The record is from RefSeq and is a predicted model, not a curated record. Gene Ontology annotation, biological process: cell wall mannoprotein biosynthetic process; protein N-linked glycosylation. The transcript has 5 exons. Lineage: Eukaryota; Fungi; Kickxellomycota; Kickxellomycetes; Kickxellales; Kickxellaceae.